AUGCCCCUCCUCAACGCCCCUCCUCCCCUUCCACCCCCCUCAUCCCUCAAAGGCUACCUAACGCAAACCCUCAUCCAAACACUCGUUCAGUGCAUCACACUCCUCUCCGGCCAAGCGCUCGGUUCCGCCGAAUGCGAGCUGCGUAAAUAUGCCACCCGUCUCCUAGAAGAGACAUACGACUCCAACUCCGGCACUCUGCCUUUUGGAGGGAAGCUGAGAGAACGGCAGAUGCUCAGAAAGCUAUUCUUCCUCUUUGGAGGGAUGUAUCGUGCUUAUCCUACUCGGAGGCUCUCGUUCCAUAAGAAGGGGAUCGAGCUGCGAGUGGAGGAGCAGGACCAAAGUGAGGCGGAAGGUGAAGGGGAGGAAGAGCACAUGUUCCGCCUGAGUGGGGAGGCGUGGACCGCUGCGCAGAAGGUAACGCUCAGAGUGAAGAGGGAAUUAGGGAUUGUGCGCGGCAGGUGGUUGAGAGACGUAAUGUUGGCUUACGUCCGGGGAGAAAAAUCCACUAUGACUCCAUCCAAUCCUACUUCCUAGUCCACCACCCCUCCGCAUGCUGCACGCCUUGCAUGUCACAUCCAGUUCAUGUAAUAUUAUACUGUGUAUGCUAAAUGUUCAUGUUCGC
This is a messenger RNA of Dacryopinax primogenitus, 622 nucleotides long. RefSeq lists its product as uncharacterized. Bases 1 to 534 code for a protein of 177 amino acids. The record is from RefSeq and is a predicted model, not a curated record. Lineage: Eukaryota; Fungi; Basidiomycota; Dacrymycetes; Dacrymycetales; Dacrymycetaceae. The transcript has a single exon.